AUGCUGCUUUGGAUCCUCUUGCUGGAGACGUCGCUUUGUUUGGCCGCCGGGAAUGUGACCGGGGACGUUUGCAAAGAGAAGCUCUGCUCCUGCACCGAGGUCGAGGGCGACCUGCACGUCGACUGCGAGAAGAAAGGCUUCACCAGCCUCCAGCGCUUCUCGGCCCCCACGUCCCAGUUCUACCAUUUGUUCCUCCACGGCAAUUCCCUCACGCGCCUCUUCCCCAAUGAGUUCGCCAACUUCUACAAUGCCGUCAGCCUCCACAUGGAGAACAACGGCUUGCACGAGAUCGUGCCGGGGGCUUUCCUGGGCCUCCAGCUCGUGAAGCGCCUCCACAUCAACAACAACAAGAUCAAGUCCUUCCGCAAGCAGACCUUCCUGGGCCUCGACGACUUGGAGUACCUCCAGGCCGACUUCAACCUCUUGAGGGACAUCGACCCGGGGGCCUUUCGGGACCUGAACAAGCUGGAGGUGCUCAUCCUGAAUGACAACCUCAUCAGCGUCCUGCCGGCCAACGUGUUCCAGUAUGUGCCCAUCACCCACCUGGACCUGCGGGGCAACCGCCUGAAAACCUUGCCUUAUGAGGACGUCCUAGAGCAGAUCCCAGGCAUUGCGGAGAUCCUGCUGGAGGACAACCCUUGGGACUGUACCUGCGACCUGCUCUCCCUGAAGGAAUGGCUGGAGAACAUCCCCAAGAAUGCGCUGAUUGGCCGGGUGGUCUGCGAAGCCCCCACUCGCCUGCAGGGCAAGGAUUUAAAUGAGACCACCGAGCGAGAGCUGUGCAGGAAGAAUCGGGUGGACUCCAGUUUGGCAGCUCCUCCAGCAGAGGAAGAGACCUGUGAGCCAGGCCCCAUCCCCACUCCCUUUAAGGCCCAGGGCAAGGAGGACCCAGCCACCCCUGGCUCCGCUCCUCAUGGAGGCACCAAGAUCCCUGUCAAUUGGCAGAUCAAGACCAGGCCCACUGUGGCCAGCUCAGUGCUCAGUGCCAAAGGCAAGUCCUCCACCAGCACACCUUGCCCUGCCACCUGUUCCUGUCAUCAGAUCCCUGGUGGAUUCAAGGUGAACUGCAACGAAGGCAACAUCAGCAGUCUGGUGGACCUGAAGCCCAAGCCCGCCAAUGUGCACGAGCUCUUCUUAAGGGGCAACAAGAUCCACACAAUUCGGAAGUCGCAUUUUGUGGAUUAUCGGAAACUGAACCUGUUGGACUUGGGCAACAACAACAUUGCCACCAUGGAGAACAACACUUUCAAGAACCUUUUGGAGCUGGUGUGGCUGUACAUGGACAAUAACUACUUGGACAUUCUGUCUCGGGAGAAGUUCAAUGGCCUGCAAAACCUUGAGUACUUAAACAUGGAAUUUAACGUCAUCCAACUGAUCAUGCCUGGGACAUUUAAUGCCAUGCCCAAACUGAGGGUCCUCAUCUUGAAUAACAACCUACUGAGGUCCCUCCCUGUUGACGUCUUUGCUGGGGUUUCUCUGUCCAAGCUCAGCAUCCACAACAACUAUUUUUUGUUCUUACCAGUGGCAGGUGUACUGGACCAGCUCACCUCAAUCACUCAAAUAGAUCUGCAUGACAACCCAUGGGACUGUAAGUGCCCUAUCGUUCCUUUCAAACAGUGGGUGGAGAUGUUGAGGCCCAAGGUAAUGAUGAGUGACCUGAGAUGCGAGACACCAGAAGAAUUCUUCAAAGAGGAUUUUGAAUCCCUCUCCAAUGAGGCCAUUUGCCCUCAACUGAAAGCCUUGCCUACCUUGACUUCUGCUCACAAGAACAGCACUGGCUUGGCUGAGACUGGGACUCACUCCAACUCCUACCUGGAGACCAGCAGAGUCUCCAUUUCAGUGCUGGUGCCUGGCCUUUUGUUAGUCUUUGUCACCUCUGCCUUCACAGUGGUUGGCAUGCUGGUCUUUAUCUUGAGGAACCGGAAACGCUCCAAGAGGAGGGAUGCCAACUCCUCUGCCUCUGAGAUCAACUCCUUACAGACAGUCUGUGACUCCUCCUACUGGCACAAUGGACCUUACAAUACAGAUGGAGCCCAUAGGGUAUAUGACUGUGGCUCUCACUCCUUAUCAGACUGAGACACAAGAGUGGGAACAUACAAAAAUAAAAAUAUUCAAAUCAUAUAUGGGCAAUCAGUUCAACUUCAGCAGCUAGCAACCUCAGUUCCCCUCCAGUGGUUCAACAGCUCCUUUCCCAUGAUCUGUGCAUUGCUGUCUCGUCCAUUGGUGUGAAUGGACCACAACAAGGGAUGAGGCUUAGCCUGCCUAAAGCUACCUUCUGGUGACUAAAGCUACCUUCUGGUGAUAAAUACCCAACCCCACUCACCAAACUGGAGGGAAAGUUUUGAGUGGGAGCUUGCUUUUCCCCCCUCCCCAUUCUCCUACCUGCCUAGUCCCAACUUGAGGCUUUGCUUGGUGUAACUGUGCAUAGCUAAUGAGAAGGAAAGAAGGAUCUACUGAAAAAGCCAAUGGCAGCUCAACAUGGAAGCAAGACCCACAGAGAGAACACACUCUCUUGCGGAUGACCUACAAUGACCAAGUGGAUUUAGUGGCUGUACGUGAUGGGGAGAAAAAGACUCUCACUAGUGCUCUCCUCGCUGUGAACAAGGCAGGAGUGUCCAGUUGCACGAAGGCAUGAAUGUAUUGUAAAUAAGUAACUCUGAUCUAGAACAAACCAACCAACCCAAGUUGCUGCAUGGUUCGCAUGGAUACAAACUACCCAGGGACGCUCCAGCCCCAAAUGGAAGCAGCGUCCAGUUCACCUCGUCCUCCCUCUUACCUGAUAAGUUCCAUCGUAUCAAACUUUCUAUAUACAAAAUACAGUAUAAUAAGAAUAAAAAGUGCCAUUUCGCCAUUA
Molecule: messenger RNA, 2854 nt
Organism: Anolis sagrei ordinatus
Lineage: Eukaryota; Metazoa; Chordata; Lepidosauria; Squamata; Anolidae
Gene: SLITRK1
Product: SLIT and NTRK like family member 1
Biological process (GO): regulation of presynapse assembly; positive regulation of synapse assembly; axonogenesis
Cellular component (GO): postsynaptic density membrane; GABA-ergic synapse; glutamatergic synapse
Molecular function (GO): protein binding
Source: RefSeq, a predicted model, not a curated record